UGUACACACUGGGAGAUGGCUGCAGAUAAAAAGACUGGGUCACACCCCGCCGAGGAAUUGGGAUGCCCAAGGGGCCGGGAAGCUCUCUGCCCGCCCGGCCGGCCGGCCGGCCCUAAUACUGCGACUCUCCCCAGUCGUCAGAGCGGCGGGUUGGAGGGAGCCUGUCGGCUCGCUGCAGGACGUGGGGGAUGGUCCUGUCCUGUAGUCAGACAGCUGUCAGCUCCUGCGCCUGCUGCUGGAGACCUCAGAGCGGCCCAGCGCCCUGAGGACGCCGAGUCUUUGGACAGCUGCAUCCAGAGCACCUUGUCGGCCCUGUACCGCCCCUUCACGGCCACCGCCGCCACCGUUCUAUGGCAGCUCUUCAGCGUGGUGGAGCGGCAGUACCGAGGAGACGGCCUCCGCUGCUUCCUUGACUUUCUGCUCCCGGCAAAGCGGAUCCUGCACAUCCUCCAACAAGAAACAUGCGUGAGGUUCAGAGGGUUACUGUUGUAUCAUGAGGGGUGGCCUCUCUGCAUCCACGAGAAGGUCGUCCUGCAGCUCGCCCCCCUGCACAAGGUGCGGCUGAAGCAAGGAGACUUCUACCUGCAGAUCGUCCCGUUGGGCCGCAAAACCGCCAAGCUCGUGAUAAAAUGCCUGUCGGCCAGCGGCCAGGCCAUCGCCGAGAUCCCCAUCGCGGAGGGCAUGUACGCCGGCGUCUUCACGGCUGAGUUCCUGCAGAAUGUAACGCGCGAGCGGAACCUGCACCCGCUCCAGAACUGCCUGCUCACCACCGGCACGGCCGUUUACAGGACCCCGUGGAAGAACGUGGUCAACCCGGCGUUCGUCAGCAGCACGUCGGACGCCAUCAUGCAAGCGCGGUGCAGCCGGGGCGGCUUCCGGGGCCACCUCAGCACGUGCAGCACCAGCGGCUCCACCGGGACGCUGGACAGCCACCGCAGCUCCAGGGAGUCCCUGCACUCCCAGGGAGCCGACUCCAUCUUCUCUGAGCCCACCUCGCCCAACGCCGGCCGCGCGGGAGACGCGGCUACGCCAGUCAGUGAGGUGGAACGGCCCGUCGCAGAGAGGGAGCGUCAAGGGAGCGAGGACGCUAGUGGGAAAGACCGAGGCCUGGGGCCCAAGGUGCUUUUCUUAAACACGGACCUCAGUAACCCAGGUCCUCGGCGUCGCGUUCCUAAAGACUCUGCAGCCUUUGAGAGCAGGAGACUUUUUAGGAAAUCCUACAUGGAGGCUCUGCAGAACCCCAUGAGCCUUGGGUCCAGCUCUGAGUCCAUCCUGGAGGAAAGUCCAGAGCACAGUUCAGGCCUCAGAGAGAGAACAGUGACGCCGGGCAGCAGUCCCGACACCCGGACCUCCUCUGGAGAGUAUUUACCUCGGAAGCCGGGAAGCCGGGGAUGGCUCGGCAGCGAGGACUCGAGGCCCAGCACACCUCUACUGUACUUACAGAGGGGCCUACGGAGCGCAGAGCGGCGGUCAAAGUCGCUGGAGAGGACUAACAAGGCGGGCCAGGUCAAAGGUCACCGGGAGCGCUCCUCCUCGGGAGGCUCGGUCAGCAUCUCACCCAAGAAGCUAAUGAAUGGCUGUGCACUUCGUUUUGGGAAGCUGGAGGUGGAGGCUGCUUUUCCCGGUUCUGAGAGGAGAAACAGCAAAGACGAGUCAGGGCAGCGGGACGACGGCGGCGGCGGUGAGAGCAGGCGGCGCCGGCCCAGCGUGGAGGACUCCCACGGUCCUAAAGCUGCCAACGGAACCGCCACCACCAGGCUGUCCUUGGGGUCCGGCUCAGGCUUCCCCAAGCUGAUGUCACACGUCAAUCAAGAGCUGCUGGCGUCGGGCGCUGUGAUCCUGCCAGGAAGCAGGGAUCGCGGCGGGCGGGCCGUGCUGCAGGUGUGCACGCGGGCUCAGGUGUGGGCGGGCGAGAGCUGCACGGCCCGUGACCUCACCUGUCUGCUGGGCUACUACUACUCCACGCUGCGAAGCGAACGGCGAGAUCAGGGCCUGACUGUGGUGGUAGACAGCAGGAGGCAGCAGCCCGCUCCAGCCCUGUUGUCGUCUCUGUCUGAAAUGCAGGCUUUAGUCCCAAAUGCACUUUAUUCGGUUUUCUUCCUGGUGGACAAAGAAACAGUGGCCAAACCUGAGAGAGACAUGAAUGUGCAGACGGACACGCUGUCGUCUCUGAAGGCCCUGCUGAAGCACAUCGACCAAACCCAGCUCACGCGAGACCUGGAGGGCACCUUCCACUAUGACCACGGCCACUGGAUCCACUUUAGACAGAAAAUCGAGCCCUUCGCCAGCAGCUGUAGUGCAGCCAUUGCCUCGCUUCAGGAGUCCAUCAGAACCCUGAGCAACAUCGGCGACCUGAAGACCUCCAAGGAGGUGUCCGAGGUCAUGGAACAGCAGAGGCAUCUCAUGAAGUGUGUGCUCGACGACGCCCGGCUGAACCGGCUGCGUCUGGAGGGAGGAACUGUGCUCGCCCGCAUCAGGAAGGACGAAGCCUGUGAUAAUGAGAACUACAGGGACGCAGUGGACAUGUUGAACGAGCUGUACAACCAGGUAGACGAAGAGGUUCACGCGCUCGUGAUCCUGUCCAACAGGUGUCAGAAGCAGCUGGAGACGCUGCUGGAGGUGCGCAGGUUCGAGGAGCAAACACAACAGAUCAAACUGUGGUUCAGUGUCGAGGGGGAGAAGCAACUUGCCCCGCUGGAUGAACUGACUCUGUCUGUGGCCAAAAUAAAGGAGAUGAAAGACAGCUUGCACCAGUUUCUGGAGGAGUCGGUGCAGCAGCAGCGGCACGGCUUGCAGCUUGUGAAGGAUUCCCAGUCCCUUCCAGAUUCAGUUCUGCUUGGCUUCAAACAGGACCUGAGCUCGGUCCUGAGCCGAGUGGAGCGACGGAGGGCUGAGUUAGACGUCCUCACCAACCUGUACGAGUUCUAUGACUCAGCGAACAUCUGGAUGGACCACUGUCAGGAUUACUUCCUUCGCCUGAACUUGGACUCCACGGGCGUCGCUCUUAUGCCCCCCGUGGUGCAGAACCUGCGGGACUACUACACGGAGGCAUCCAAGUUCUCCACGGACAACUUCAGCGCCCUCAACGACAUGGUGCUGUCGCUGCAGAGCGCUCGGCAGCUGCAGCGGUGGAACGCGGUGUGGCACAAGUGCCGGCAGACCAAGCAGCAGCUGGAGGAGGCCUUGGCCCGCGCCACGGAGCAGAACCCCCCGUCGGCGGCGGAGCCCGCAAGCCAGGAGGCGGCGCCGGAGCGGCGCGGCGCUGACGGCCGCCCGCCUCCGCCUGCGGGGGGCGCACCAGCUCCCAUGGAGGACACGAAGCCUCAUCCGGCUGAGCCUUUCGCCAAAAGCCCCUCCAGCACGACCCCCUCCUCCUCCUCGCAGUUCGCCUUCCCGCCCGACUGCGACGGCGCGCCGGGCGAGAGUCCGCCCGCGUUCGAGGACACGGACAGCGACUGCACCGUGGACUCCGCCGCCUCCUGCCGCUCGGAGCCCGCCUACUCGGGAGCGGCCCGCCUCCGCAAGCAGCCCAUGAAGAAGAUCAUGAAGAAGACGAUGAGCUACGAGCUGGCGCCGCGGGAGGGCGGCCACUCGGAGGUGCACACGCACGGCUACACGGGCGUGCACAUCAGGGGCCUGGAGGUGGCCAACAACGUAGCGGCGGAGAAGAAGCUGCAGAGGCCGGACGUGAAGAGCCCCGCGCUGGGCCGCAGCCGCAGCAUGUCCACGCCCUCCAGGAUCCACAGCAGGCGCGGCGAAGGAGACGGCAAGAAGCCCAGCAGUAAAGUGCAGCACAUCAUGGACGAGAUGAUCGCCACGGAGAGGGAGUACGUGCGCUCCCUCAGCUACAUCAUCGAGCACUACUUCCCCGAAAUGGAGCGCCUCGACCUGCCCCAGGACCUGCGGGGCAAGCGCAGCGUCAUCUUCGGCAACGUGGAGAAGCUGUGGGACUUCCACAGCCAGUACUUCCUGACGGAGCUGGAGGCGUGCGCCCACUCGCCGCUCUCCAUCAGCAGCUGCUUUCUGAGACACGAGGAUCAGUUUGGAAUGUAUGCUCUGUACAGCAAGAAUAAGCCCCAGUCCGACGCUCUGCUCAGCAGCCAUGGGAACGAAUUCUUUAAGAAUAAGCAGGUGGAGCUCGGGGACAAAAUGGACCUGGCGUCCUACUUGCUGAAGCCCAUUCAGAGGAUGAGCAAGUACGCCCUGCUGCUCAAAGACCUGAUCAAGGAGUGCGGUCAGUCCCAGGAGCAGGAGCUGAGCGACCUGCGCACCGCCGAGGAGAUGGUCAAGUUUCAGCUUCGCCACGGCAACGAUCUGCUGGCUAUGGACGCCAUCCGAGGGUGUGACGUGAACCUGAAGGAGCAGGGUCAGCUACGCUGCCAGGAUGAGUUCAUAGUCUGGUGUGGACGCAGGAAAUACCUGCGUCACGUCUUCCUGUUCGAAGAUCUCAUCCUCUUCAGCAAAACCAAGAAGAUAGAGGGAGGAUACGACUUCUACAUCUAUAAACAGUCCUUCAAAACGGCCGAGAUCGGAAUGACGGAGAACGUCGGCGACAGCGGCUUGCGCUUCGAGAUCUGGUUCCGCCGGAGGAAGUCGCAGGACACGUUCAUACUCCAGGCCGGCUCCGCCGAGGUCAAGGCUGUCUGGACGGCCAUUAUAGGCAAGAUCCUGUGGAGGCAGGCGCUCCGGAACCGGGAGUUGCGUAUGCAGGAGAUGGUGUCUAUGGGGAUCGGCAGCAAACCUUUCAUGGACAUCAAGCCCAGCGAAGCUGCGAUCAGCGACCGAGCCAUCGACUACAUCAUGAAAGGGUCAGAGUGCCGGACGAGGGCUUCCAUCGCGGUGCCGUCCUUUGAGCACUCGUUCAAGAGGCCUCACUCCACCAUCUCCAACAGCAGCACGUCCUCCUCCAGCAGCCAGUCGUCCUCCUCGCUGCUGGGGUCGCUCAACCUCCACUUCUACUCCCCCCCACCCCACCCGCACGCUCACCCCUACGCCGUGGCCAGCGCGCCCUGCUUCGGCCAGUGGCCGUACGACUGCAUCGAGGAGGACGAGCUGGAGCAGGACGGCGGCAGUCAGCCGUCCAUGAUCACCGAGAGCUCCGAGACGUCGUCUCAGUGCACCUCCAGCGACAGCGUGUCGGGCCUCAGCGUGGUCACGGCGCCGGGCCGCUCCAGCGUGGUCAUGGACGCCUACAACAACGGCGGCGAGUCCUCCUCCUUCCUCCGCUCCUCCACGCCGCCCUCCUCCGUAGAGUCCCCCUCCAUGUUCCAGGAAGACGAAGACCUCCAGCCCCAAGGCACCAAGUUCAUCACAGCAAACAAGAGCUCUCACAUGGCAGUAGGCCUGUCUACUGUGGUCUGACUAGGUGAGCAGGUGUUGUAGCUCACUGUGAACGUCUCACGCUGAUGAAGCCGCCACAGCAUUAAUUAGAAGCUAUAGAUAAGACGAGUCGAGCUUCGGAGCACAAAGACAUUUCAUAUUUCUGCAAAUUUGAACAUUACACAAGUCACAAACUGUCUCGAUGGUACGUUGCUCUGUAAAUGUAUUGUAAUAAAUUAGAUCCAGUGUUUAUAUUGUAGAUGAGUUUUUAUUUUGUACUUCACAGAACACAAAAACAUAGCAGGCAGAUCAAUGCAGACAAUGUAUUGUUAUGUUUCCUUUUGUUGCCAGUCUUAUGAUUGUACAGAUAAUUAAAUGCUUAAAACACUUGCA
This is a messenger RNA of Betta splendens (Siamese fighting fish), 5712 nucleotides long. RefSeq lists its product as uncharacterized. Gene Ontology annotation, molecular function: guanyl-nucleotide exchange factor activity. Lineage: Eukaryota; Metazoa; Chordata; Actinopteri; Anabantiformes; Osphronemidae. Bases 16 to 5361 code for a protein of 1781 amino acids. The record is from RefSeq and is a predicted model, not a curated record. The transcript has 24 exons.